Molecule: messenger RNA, 1296 nt
Organism: Marasmius oreades (fairy-ring Marasmius)
Lineage: Eukaryota; Fungi; Basidiomycota; Agaricomycetes; Agaricales; Marasmiaceae
Exons: 6
Coding region: 1-1296 (431 amino acids)
Source: RefSeq, a predicted model, not a curated record
AUGUCUGAGCUUUUGAAGCAAACGGGAGAUUUCACAAAAAGUGGAGAUCUGGAACAGUUGGAGAGGAGUCUUCGUGCUUCAGAACAUUUCUCCUUUUUUAGUUGGAUCCGCUGUUUGUUACCUGCCAGGGGGGUCUACUUUACUCUAAGUACUGAAAGGUGCAAAGAGGAAUGGAGAAAGAGCUGCAUCCAGCUAUUACAGCCGGUCGUGGUGGAGUUCAUGAACGAGGUCGCAGAGAAAAUGGCAUCCGCUCUUGACCGAAAAUUACCGAAGAUGUAUACGAAGCCUCCUCAUUUUGAUGUUGCAUUCGCUAUCAUUGUUGCUCACUCCACUAUCACCAUUCACCUUCGGCCAAUACUCAUGGAGGCGCUUGAGUCAUUUCUUGACCGUUUAGAGCAAACCGUAGACCCCAUCGAGAAGCAGAAACAACACCUUCACGUUGUCGAAAAAUGGGCCAAUGAGGUGCUCAGAACGACGCUGUCGAAUUUAGUACGGCAAAUGGAGUACCCUAAUGGUGAUGGAAGUUCCGAUACAAAGACACAGACGCAGGCGGUGUCUAACUUUCGACUAGGCAGCGCCCCUUCCUCUCAACCCCAAACACCGAAAGCGCCUACAAGUUUCGGGACAAGUCCUGUCCUCAGUGGUCGAGGAUCAGGCUCCGUUCAUUCUCCGACCUUGGAUUCUACAGCGGCGUCUAGCAGUGCUGGGUCACUGUCUACCACCGUUACUGACCUGUUGGGAUCCUCUCGCUCAGGCAACUUUCCGUCCCCUUCGAAUGCAGUUGCAAAUUCUGUACUCCUGUUCGAGACCAGUGGUGCUCGUCCCAGUAGCCAAGAACCAAGUUCCGCCGAUUCUCAGACCUUACAUUCUAUGGUGGAGGCGGGUAGUACCGCUGGUAGUGCUACAUCGCCGUCUGCUGCCAGUUUGCCUAUAUCCGAUCUGUCGGAGACCUCUCACUCAGGCAACUUUCCGUCCCAAGAACCAAGUUCCGCCGAUUCUCCGACUUUACAUUCUACAGUGGAGGCGGGUAGUUCUACAUCGCCGCCUGCCGGCAGUUUGUCUAUAUCCAAUCUGUCAGAAAUCUCUCACCCGGGUGUCCAUGCUCCAAAGAGGGACCUCGCCUCUCAAACGAAUCUGGGAGUCAGUAGACCUUCAGUUUCGCGGGGUCGUGGUCGGGGUAGCACCGUAUCGCCUGCGUCUCUUCGUGUCCCUAGUGUUGACAUGAGUCUGAUUCGGAAUUCCUUCAACGAUAAGGAGAGAAAGGGGAAGGAGCAGGCGCAGGAUAUGCAUAAUUAG